Messenger RNA from Pseudoliparis swirei, 1879 nucleotides. It is a transcript of the gene kbtbd3, whose product is annotated as kelch repeat and BTB (POZ) domain containing 3. The coding region runs from base 91 to 1863 and encodes 590 amino acids. The record is from RefSeq and is a predicted model, not a curated record. Lineage: Eukaryota; Metazoa; Chordata; Actinopteri; Perciformes; Liparidae. Gene Ontology annotation, molecular function: protein binding. The transcript has 9 exons.
GCCCCGCAGGGCCGGACUCUGCUGUGGGCCCCCGAGUCCCACGGCCUGCAGCUGCUGGGCGCGCUCAGAGCCUUCAGGGAGCAGAGCGUGAUGCUGGACUUCACCAUCAGGGUCCAGGAGCACUCCUUCCCCUGCCACCGCUGUGUCCUCGCAGCAUGCAGCGACUUCUUCAGGGCGAUGUUCGAGGUGGACAUGAAGGAGCGUGGCGAUGGUUCGGUGACUCUGGGUAACCAGUGUCCCGUGGCGGUGGCGUCUUUCCUGGACUUUGCCUAUUCUGGGGAGACGCUCAUCACCGACGGCAACGUGGACACGCUGUUCCAGCUGGCCUCUUUCCUGCAGGUGUCCGUCUUGUCCCGAGCCUGCAGCGACUUCCUGAUCGGAACCCUGGACGUCGGUAACUGUCUGUCCCUGUCCUCCCUGGCGGAGGCCUUCGGCUCGGCCUCGCUCCUCCAGAGCGCCAACCAGUUUAUGGUCCGGAACUUCUCCGACCUUUCCAAGACCCGGGACUUCCUGGAUAUGCAGGUGAGCGUGUUGGAGGCGUGUCUGAGCUCAGACGCUCUGAGCAUCCCCCACGAGGAGGUCGUGGUGAUGUCACUCCUCAGAUGGACGCGCCAUAAUCUCCCCGAAAGACAGAAACUGUUCCCGGGAUUAUUAUCUCUCACCAGACUCCACCACGUACCUGCACCUGUACUCAAGACUCUCCGUGACUCGGAGGUUCUCCUCCAGGACGGCAGGUCGUGCCUCGCUCUGCUCUCAUUGGCUGUGAGCCGGCAGCAGCAGGACGGCGGCCUGCUCUGCGACGCCAGGCCGGCCACCACGCGGAGCUACAUCUACAUCAGCAAGACGGAGGAGGACGGAGAGACGCGCCACGCCUUCUGCUACUGCCUGGAGAGCGACCGGUGGAAGGAGUUGGGGACGGGGCCCGGAGAGGAGGGGGGGGGCCCGGCACCGCCGGACCCCCCGGGGUCCUGCCUGACUAGCUUUGCUGAGAAGCUGUUUGUGACAGGCGGUUGCCGGGGAAACUGUUGCCGGGCAUUACGUCUCCACGUGGCAGAGCCGGUCCACGAUGCCACGGACCAGGUCUGGUGCUUCUGCCCGGUGACCCGGACCUGCACGCGUGCCCCCGCCAUGCAGAACCCCAGAACCAUGCACACCGCCGUCACCUGCCUGGACCGGGUCUACGUCAUCGGGGGCCGGACCAAUGGGCCGAGAGAGGGGGGUCCAAGUCUGCUGGAGGUGGAGUAUUACAACCCUCUGAUCCAGACGUGGUUCUCCGUCAGCCCGCUGCCCACCGCCAUCUUCUACCCGGAGGCCGCGGCCUGUGGGGGCGUGGUCUACGCGCUGGGCUCCCGGGUGGAGGUGACGGACUCCUUCAACCCCACGCUGGACUGCUUCUUCCGGUACGACGCGCAGCGCGACCAGUGGAGCCGCCUGGUGGCGGAGUUCGGCCACUUCUUCCACGCCACGCUGGUCAAGUCGGUGUCGGUCAACAACACGCUGCACCUGUGUGACCUCUCGACCUACAAGGUGUACAGUUUCUGCCCGGAGACCUGCGUGUGGAGGGGGGAGGGGUCCUUCGAGUGCGCCGGGUUCAACGCCGGAGCCGUCGGCCUGAGAGACAGGAUCUACAUCCUGGGGGGGGACUACUCACCUGAUGAGAUCACCGACGAGGUCCAGGUGUACCACAGCGAGACGAGCCAGUGGGAGGAAGUGACCCCGAUGCCCAGGGCGCUCACCGAGUUCCACUGCCAGCUCAUCAGCUUCAACCGAUACAGAGACCCGUGGGGCGAGGCCGAGCCGACCGCGGCACACACACACACACACACACCCAUGAAGUCAUGUGACUGGAAACACACGCGUUGAGUUUCAUUUCGAGGCU